This is a messenger RNA of Biomphalaria glabrata, 1615 nucleotides long. RefSeq lists its product as uncharacterized. The record is from RefSeq and is a predicted model, not a curated record. Lineage: Eukaryota; Metazoa; Mollusca; Gastropoda; Planorbidae. The transcript is spliced from 14 exons. Bases 203 to 1615 code for a protein of 470 amino acids.
AAUUCAAAAGGACUCUUUAAUAUCUAGAGAGCUGUAUAAUACAUUCCAAGAAAUCUUAAAAUCCCCUUAUGUAGAAUUCUCAAUAAACUGUUAACAGAUCAUUUCACGGGUUUAUUGUCGAACUGGAGGGAACAACAAGUUAAUUCACUUCUCAUGAGAAACAGCAAAAGUACCAACAUUAAUCAAAGCUCAUCUGUGAGCCAUGGGAAAGAUCGGGUGGCUUGCCCCUGUGGGCCUUGUUUUGGUUGCUAUGUGGUUUUCAGUUGAUGCCUUCCGAUAUUCAUAUUACAUCAGUAUAACUGUGAAAAAAUCUGAGGUAUCUGAAUCCACAUUGGGAGCCGUUGGUGGCGUCAUCGCUGACUGGAUUCCCUUGUCCUACACAAAUACCGACUGUGACCAAACCUACAGGCUGAUCAGUACAAAGUCCUUAACUCAACAGCUUAUCGGCACUCUAGAGCUGAGCUGCACCAAUGAUAACUGGUAUGAUUAUUUCGAAGCAAUACAGGCGUCUGUUUACGACAAUCUGGUUCGCCAGCAGUAUCACGUGACUGUGAAUGAUCUUGAUAUUGAAGUCUUGAAGUUGAACGUCUUCAAUAGCUCUUCAGAUGCUUUGCAAAACAUCAAUGCUCUGGAAUUGUCUAUGUGUUUUAGAGACUUCUCAAUGUGUCAGCCUGAAGAGUUCUGUUAUGAUACAACUUUCAAGCCUGUGUGUCUAGCGUCGUGUGACUAUGGUCAAUAUUUGGAUAACGGACAGUGUGUAAGCUGUCCAUUUGGUCAAACGACACUGAUGUUGUCAGCGUGGUCAAUAGAUAGAUGUGUUGACGUGUGUACCAGAGGUUCUUACUACAGUUUCCAAAGCCAAUCUUGUAUGACAUGCCCUGAUGGUCUCUACUGGAGUGAUGCUGAUAAGGCAUGUCAUUUGUGUCCUUAUACUAUUUAUAACGCCACAAGCUGUCAAAAUGGAACAGAGAGACAACUGACCAAUGCCCGAAUAAAUAUUGAUCUUGAUUUAACAUUGGUCACAUCUUCCUGUGCUUUCAAUCAUUCCGAUGAGUUGCAAGUGAACGGGGACUCCAUGUCAACCUACGUCACUAAAGUGUUGACUACCAGAGACUACGACAAAAUCUACCGCGGCCUUUGCUUGCCUGCAGUUUCUUGUUACAAUCUCGAAGCUAAGAUCGUCAAUAACCAAAUGUGUAUACCUGACGGAAGUUGUACUGAUGAGACAUGUUCUAUUUAUAGAACUAACCUUCACCUUACAUUAUUUUAUUCAUGGCAAUAUAUUCAGCCGUCUUAUUGGCCUCGAGGUGUUUACCAUAACAGAAGUGCAGUGGACGUCCUAUUGGAGAGUUUAUAUGACUGGACUGAAGAAGCCAGGACACAAGUUUUUAAGCUGGAUAUGAAUGCCAGAUUUGAGCUUCCAUAUUCUCCAAGAGUAACUGUUAUGGACUUGGCCACCAAAAGUCUUUACGUCAGCUUCAAGACAAAAGAUGUUGUAUUCAGCAUGACAACGUUUAUACAUAAAAUGCAUGACAAAGUUUUAGAAUUAGCAACUGCAGAAGAUGAAAAAAUCAGCAAUGAGCUUCUGAUGGAAAUAGAGCUCCGACAGAGCUGA